AUGGUGGCCAAGCGCAAGGGCCAAGGCGAGCCCGAGAAGCAGAAACUGCUGGACCUGGCAUCCUUCGGCAGGGACCUCCUGGUGGGCGGCGUCGCGGCCGCCGUGUCCAAGACGGCCGUGGCGCCCAUCGAGCGAGUGAAGCUGCUACUGCAGGUGCAGGCGUCGUCCAAGCAGAUCAGCCCCGAGGCGCAGUACAAGGGCAUCAUGGACUGCCUCGUGCGCAUCCCGCGGGAGCAGGGUUUUUUCAGUUUCUGGCGUGGCAAUUUGGCAAAUGUCAUUCGAUAUUUCCCAACACAAGCUCUGAACUUCGCUUUUCGGGACAAAUACAAGCAGAUUUUCAUGUCAGGAGUUAACAAAGAUAAACAGUUCUGGAGGUGGUUUUUGGCUAAUCUGGCUUCAGGUGGAGCUGCUGGGGCAACAUCCCUGUGUGUAGUCUAUCCACUAGAUUUUGCCCGAACUCGAUUAGGGGUUGAUAUUGGAAAAGGUCCUGAAGAGCGGCAGUUCAAAGGUUUAGGAGACUGCCUCGUCAAGAUCGCCAAAUCCGAUGGUGUCACCGGUUUGUACCGAGGGUUUGGUGUUUCUGUGCAGGGCAUCAUCGUGUAUCGAGCCUCUUAUUUUGGAUGUUAUGACACAGUUAAGGGCUUAUUACCAAAUCCAAAGGACGUCCCAUUCCUUGUGUCAUUUUUCAUCGCUCAGGUGGUGACUACCUGCUCUGGAAUACUGUCCUACCCCUUUGACACAGUCAGGAGACGUAUGAUGAUGCAGAGUGGCGAGGCCGAGCGCCAGUACAGUGGGACCAUAGACUGCUUCUUGAAGAUCUACAGACAGGAAGGCCCAUCAGCUUUCUUCCGAGGAGCCUUCUCCAAUGUCCUGAGAGGCACAGGCGGUGCCUUGGUGCUGGUCUUGUAUGAUAAAAUCAAAGCGAUGUUAAAUAUCGAGGCCGGAGGCGGUUCAUCAGAGUAAUUGGCGCUGAGUCCUGAGCUUCCUUGCUCGAUGCACACAUUGCUGAGCUAUCAUCAGUACACAUACACAUCAGUAUUUUCUUCGAUUACUAAUUCUGUAAUAAA
Molecule: messenger RNA, 1067 nt
Organism: Trichosurus vulpecula (common brushtail)
Lineage: Eukaryota; Metazoa; Chordata; Mammalia; Diprotodontia; Phalangeridae
Gene: SLC25A31
Product: solute carrier family 25 member 31
Exons: 6
Coding region: 1-963 (320 amino acids)
Biological process (GO): mitochondrial ATP transmembrane transport; mitochondrial ADP transmembrane transport
Cellular component (GO): mitochondrial inner membrane
Molecular function (GO): ATP:ADP antiporter activity
Source: RefSeq, a predicted model, not a curated record